CUUCAUAAAAUGCUUGAAGUAUUGGGAGGGGAUAAUUAUCUUCUUAUACUUGAUGAUGUAUGGAAUGAGGAUAUGGAGAAGUGGGAAGAUCUAAGAAAUUGCUUGUUGGGAAUAACAAGAAAUAUGGAGAGUAGAAUUAUUGUGACAACUCGAAAGGAGAAUGUAGCGUUGGCUAUGGGAACACUUCCUGGUUAUAUGCAUCAUCCGCACAGACUUGUAGAUGAAGAGUGUUGGUCAAUAAUCAAAGGGAGAGCAUUUGCCGGAAACUACUCUUCCAUACCUCUAGAAUUGGAGGUUAUUGGAAAGGAAAUUGCUAAAAGAUGUGGAGGUGUGCCAUUGGUUGCACGGGUUAUAGGUGGAACAUUGAGCAAUAAAAGUGACAAAGAUGAAUGGAUGUCAAUCAAAGAUAGUCCUGCUUGGUGUUCAUUUGAAAUGGAUAAUGGCAUUUUACGUGUACUUAAAUUGAGUUUUGAUCGGUUACCUUCAUCAUCCUUGAAGCAGUGUUUUGCAUACUGCUCAAUCUUUCCUAAAGACUUUGAAAUUAAAAGGGAAAACUUAAUUCAGCUUUGGAUGGCUGAAGGGUUUCUUCAAUCCUCUGAAGUAAGUAAGGUGGAGAUGGAAAUUAUCGGUAACAAGUAUUUCAAUGACUUAGUAUUGAAUUCCUUGUUCCAAGAUGUGGAAAGGGAUGUAUAUGGAAACAUUAAAACUUGCAAGAUGCAUGACUUAGUUCAUGAUCUUGCUCUGUUCGUUUCAGAAGCAGAAUCCUUGGUUUUCGAGAAGGCUGGUUCCAUGAAUAAUGCUUCUCGUAUUCGACGCUUGAGUGUCAUUUCCACCGGAGAAGAGGCACCAACUAUUCCAGAAGCUGUUGCUACAAAGUUGCGUUCUUUGUUUUCCAAGGUUGAUAUCUUCAACAGUAUCUCAGAGGAACCCAGAAGCCUCCGAGUCCUAGAUUUUCAGAAUCCUAACGUUGAGAAGUUGCCAGCUUAUCUUGGCAAAUUGAAGCAUUUAAGGUACCUUAACAUUUCAAGAACUAAAAUCAGAAAGUUACCGAAAUCUUUCACCCGACUCUACAAUUUGCAGACGUUAAGACUCAUGGACUGCAGUCUCGAGAGGCUUCCCAAAGGAACAACAAGACUGGUUAGCUUGAGGCAUAUUUAUUUUGAUGAGGAAAAGAUUAUGCCAGUCAAGAUUGGAUGCUUAACAAACCUUCGAACAUUGCCAUUCUUUUAUGUGGGAGUGGAAAAAGGACACCAAAUUGAAGAACUUGGUUGCUUGAGCCAACUCAGAGGAGAAUUAAAAAUAUACAACCUUGAGCAUGUAAAAGAGAAAGCUGAAGCCAUUAGAGCUAAGUUGCAAGAGAAGACAGAAGUAUAUGAGCUGGAACUGUUAUGGAGCUUCAAAAGAGAAGGCUAUAGCAAUGACAAGGAAGUAUUGGAGGGCCUCAAGCCUUGCUCAAAUUUGAAAAGCUUAAUGAUUGUAAAUUAUCAGGGAGACAGCUUACCAUCGUGGAUGCUGAUGACUGUCCAUGGUUUUGGCUACACAUUUCCCCUUGACAUGGUUUCUUUGAAACUAAAUAAAUGCACGGAAUGCAUAAACAUUUCGAGUCUUGGGCAGCUGCGGAAUCUAAAAAUUCUUGAACUAGAUGGAAUGGAGAGGGUGAAAUGCAUAUACAACAGUGACACAGCAAGCAAUAACUGGGGUUGGGGUGAGGCAAUCACACUAUUCCCUUCAUUGAGACGAUUCAGCUUAGAGAAUAUGAGCAGUCUUGAAGAAUGGGUACAAGGUGUGGACCUGGGGACAGAAGGAAGAGAAGACAUCGUCUUGUUUCCACACCUUGAGGAGUUAAUUGUCUUGAGCUGUCCAAAGUUGAAGUGUGUUCCAACAGAGAGAGGAUUGACAUCUCUUCAAGCAUUUCAUGUUUGCUACUGCGACGAAUUAAGAAAUUUAAAUGAUGGAAUAUCUGCCUCCAAAGUUCUAAAAGAAUUAAGAUUGUGGAGGUGUCAUGGUCUGAUCUCUGUCCCCAAAGAUAUAGGGGAACUUCGUUCUCUUGUCCAUUUAGAAAUCUCUUUUUGUCCGAAAUUGACAACAAUUCCGGAUGAGAUCUUUGGUUAUCUCAGCAGUUUGAAGGAACUAAGAAUUGGUUUUUUCUCAGAAGAGUUAAAGGAAUUUCCAGGCCUCAAUUCAAUCCACCUUCUGCAUGCGUCUCUUGAACACCUGUACUUAUUUGGAUGGAAAAAUCUAAAGUCUCUACCACCUCAACUUCAACACCUUGCUGCCCUUAAAUUGUUUGUAAUAUGUUUUUUCGAUGGAAUAGAAGCUUUGCCAGAGUGGUUGGGAAACUUAUCUUCCCUUCAAAGACUACGAAUCAGUAAUUGCAACAAUGUGAUGCGGCUACCUUCUAUGGAAGCCAUGACAUGUCUCUCCAAAUUACAGGGACUUGAAAUUAACAGGUGUUCAGCAUUGACAGAAAAAUGCACCAAGGAGAGUGGCCCUGAAUGGCGAAAGAUUGCUCACAUUCCUUACAUUCAGAUUAAUUGGCAAUGCAUUCAGUAUUGAGCAUGCAGCCUAAAUCCUUUGAGAAACCUUCAUUUUCAGUAAUCGUUUGAGUGAGUAACCUUCUUCAUAUGUAUGUUCCUUCGUAUCAGUCCAUUGUACUUUAUUGGUCAAAAGUUUCCCUCUAAAUGAUGUGUUUAUAACAUUAUCAACUGUUGCACGACUUAAUUAUUUCAUCUGUUGGUUAGUUUGUACAUCACCAUGGGACAAUGCAUCUUGAGCUGAUCACACGGGAGGAUCAAAGUCAAAUGAACUUUGAUCAAUGGGUUAUUGAUCUCUGAAUAAGUUCUAAUCUCAAUGAUAUAAUUGAUAAAUCCUUAAUUAAACGA
This is a messenger RNA of Durio zibethinus, 2882 nucleotides long. Its product is annotated as putative disease resistance protein RGA3. The record is from RefSeq and is a predicted model, not a curated record. Lineage: Eukaryota; Viridiplantae; Streptophyta; Magnoliopsida; Malvales; Malvaceae. Gene Ontology annotation, molecular function: ADP binding.